Ornithorhynchus anatinus (platypus) is the source of this 1378-nucleotide messenger RNA. It is a transcript of the gene IDH3B, whose product is annotated as isocitrate dehydrogenase (NAD(+)) 3 non-catalytic subunit beta. Gene Ontology annotation, molecular function: oxidoreductase activity, acting on the CH-OH group of donors, NAD or NADP as acceptor; NAD binding; magnesium ion binding. Gene Ontology annotation, biological process: tricarboxylic acid cycle; isocitrate metabolic process. The transcript has 11 exons. Lineage: Eukaryota; Metazoa; Chordata; Mammalia; Monotremata; Ornithorhynchidae. Gene Ontology annotation, cellular component: mitochondrion. The record is from RefSeq and is a predicted model, not a curated record. The coding region runs from base 38 to 1228 and encodes 396 amino acids.
GUCACUUCCGGCGGCGCGCAGAGGCCUCUGGGAGAGCAUGGCCUGGCUGAGCAGGACCGGCCCGCUGCUGCGGGGGGCGUCGCGGGGGUCAAGGGUCACGGUGCUGACGGUCCUGCCCCCCCCGCAGGCCCUCGGACCCCGCCGGGGCCUGCCCACCUCCGCCCGGGCCUCCCCGCGCCCGCAGGGGGAGCCGGUGCAGGUGGAGGGGGCGUUCCCGGUGACCAUGCUGCCCGGGGACGGCGUGGGACCCGAGCUCAUGCAUGCGGUCAAGGAGGUCUUCAAGGCCGCCGCUGUCCCCGUGGAGUUCCAGGAGCACCACCUGAGCGAGGUGCAGAACAUGGCCUCCGAAGAGAAGCUGGACCAGGUGCUGGACUCCAUGAAACAGAACAAGGUGGCCCUCAUCGGGAAGAUCCACACGCCGAUGGAAUACAAGGGAGAGUUGGCUUCCUACGACAUGCGGCUCAGACGCAAGCUGGACCUCUUCGCCAACGUGGUGCACGUGAAGAGUCUGCCCGGGUACAAGACGCGGCACAACAACCUGGACCUGGUCAUCAUCCGCGAGCAGACGGAGGGCGAGUACAGCUCCCUGGAGCACGAGAGCGCCCGGGGCGUCAUCGAAUGCCUGAAGAUCGUCACGCGGGCCAAGUCGCAGCGCAUUGCCAAGUUCGCCUUCGACUACGCCACCAAGCAGGGGCGCUGCAAGGUCACAGCUGUGCACAAGGCCAACAUCAUGAAGCUGGGGGACGGGCUGUUCCUGCAGUGCUGCGAGGAGGUGGCCGAGCUCUACCCCAAGGUCCAGUUCGAGACGAUGAUCAUCGACAACUGCUGCAUGCAGCUGGUGCAGAACCCAUACCAGUUCGACGUGCUGGUGAUGCCCAACCUGUACGGCAACAUCAUCGACAACCUGGCGGCGGGGCUGGUGGGGGGCGCCGGCGUGGUCCCGGGCGAGAGCUACAGCGCCGAGUACGCCGUCUUUGAGACGGGUGCCCGCCAUCCCUUCGCCCAGGCCGUGGGCAGGAACAUCGCCAACCCCACUGCCAUGCUGCUCUCCGCCACCAACAUGCUGCGGCACCUCAACCUGGAGUAUCACUCGAACCUCAUAUCGGACGCCGUAAAGAAGGUGAUCAAAGUCGGAAAAGUGCGGACACGGGACAUGGGCGGGUACAGCACCACCUCCGACUUCAUCAAGUCUGUCAUCGACCACCUGCACCCCCAGUUUGGGGUCUAACUGGGGCACCCCUGGUGGCCCCCCCACCCCCCACCCGCUUGGAAAGCAACACAUUCCCCCCCAGCACCACCCCCUCCCUCCACCUACGACAUUCCCCAGCCGGACGGCCAGUGUCUGCUCAGUCGCUAAAUAAACUUAUUUGGAGGAGGA